GUAGUAAAAGCUGGAAUGGAUCAAAUGUGCUGUGCAGCUGGAGUCUUGCUCCCAUCCCUACAAUGGUGAAGUUUCUCCUGAGUGAUGCUCACAGGGCUAACCUCGCCCCCCUCUCUCUCUUCUAUCCCCAGGUUCCUAUGGGAUGACUAUACUGUUUCUGUGAGGAUCAACGACUAUCUGGACAUCAUCUGCCCCCACUACGAGGAGGGGGCGGGCCCCUCCCGCACGGCCGAGCGCUACAUUCUGUACAUGGUGGAGCUCCAGGACUACCUGACCUGCAAACCCCAGUCCAAGGAGCAGCUGCGCUGGGAGUGCGACCGCCCGCACGCCCCCCACGGGCCGGAGAGAUUCUCGGAGAAGUUCCAGAGGUUCACCCCCUUCACCCUGGGCAAGGAGUUCAAAGAGGGGGAUACCUACUACUACAUCUCUAAACCGAUUCACCAUCACGGGGAACAGUGUUUGAGGCUCAAAGUCAACGUGAUCGGACCAGCUGCUCCCCAACAGCCCAGGAUUGGAGUUGUGCACACUACCAAAGCCAAACUACCAGCAGACGACCCAGCAGUCAGUCUCCCAGAUGUUUUGAGGAGCGUUGCAAACAAUUGCAACCUUCCCCUCGCCUCCAUCUCCUUCCUGCUGACACUGCUGCCCUCCCUAGCCCUGCUGCUACUGCUUUAGGACUACAACUCCCCAGGACUACAAGUACGGUGGCAGUCGAGGGCCACACCCUCCUACAGACACUGUGAAAGUGCCACUAACCUCCCAGUGCUGGACACUGCAAGAGGAGGAAAUGGACCAGAAGGAAAGACCAGGAGAUGGUGUGUGAAGACUUGUCACAAAAUCCACCCUCGCUUCUGCCCAUGCUUGGUUUACUGGACUGUUCCCAGCGUCUGCUGCUUCCUUUUUUUAGACUGCGUCCGUGAUUCUUCAAGCAAACGCUUUCUACGUUCGGUUUUUCUCUCCAUCCCCCCCUCUUCCUUUGGCGCUCGGAACCAAAGGUCGACAACACAGCUGCUUGGAAGAAGGACGCCUCGCUUAAUAUUGCGAUCACAGAUUUGAACAUUACAAUCGAACACAGUGAAGGAUUAAAGGCAAAGCUUUUUAAAAUCCCACAGGCGGAGGUGAAUCUCUAUAGGAGAGAAAAGACUGCAAGAGAAAUUAAUAAUUAUAUAAUGGAGAAACUGCAGUAAAUUAAUUUGAAUCUGCAGAGGGGGAAGAGAGACAAUCCUGACCUUUCCUCCCUAGUUUUGCUCAACACUGACCCCUGUCUGCCGAGCGUGGACUUGCUGGCCAAGACGCGCAAAGCACCAGGAAUCCUGUUUCAAGCAGAGACUCUGAGACUGGCCCGCGCAGGGAGGGGUUCGAGUUUGGUUUUUGGCGGGGGGGGGGCUCUGAAUCAACAGGGUUUUUUGCGUUUUUCCUGUAUUGUACAAAUGUGUAAAUAGCAGAUCAUCUGAUAAUUCAAUCUGGAAAGGAAAUAUAGCGUAUGUAGCAAUCCUUGUAAUCCUGAAACGGGUUCAAACAGAAUCUGAUUUGAAUGAACUGAGCACACUUCAGCCUCAUCUUUUGAGUCUGCAGGUUGACUGUCAGGAGCUCUUCAUGCAGCUGUAAGGGGAGGAGCAACAUGUUCAACAGGGGCUGCUGAAACUCCUGGCUCCUGAUCAUUUCAAUACUAGACUUCACUGAGGGGAGCUCUGAACCCCAGGACUGGGUGCAGCAGCA
Polyodon spathula (Mississippi paddlefish) is the source of this 1719-nucleotide messenger RNA. Its product is annotated as ephrin-A1-like. Gene Ontology annotation, biological process: axon guidance; ephrin receptor signaling pathway. NCBI's taxonomy places the organism in Eukaryota, Metazoa, Chordata, Actinopteri, Acipenseriformes, Polyodontidae. Gene Ontology annotation, molecular function: ephrin receptor binding. Bases 85 to 675 code for a protein of 196 amino acids. Gene Ontology annotation, cellular component: plasma membrane. The record is from RefSeq and is a predicted model, not a curated record. The transcript is spliced from 4 exons.